UUAGAAUCUGGGCGAACAUAUUGGGCAGUGAAUAGCAAAGCAAAAAUCCAUAAGAAUGAGAAUGGAGCAACUUUGUAUUAACAGGUGGGCAACAACGCAGUUGAAAAAAUGCCAGGCUAACCAAUGUGUUACCAGCUCUCGGUUUCCCAAAAUGGUACUGAUUCCUUUGAAUUGGAGGUACAUUGUAUGGUUUACAUACAAGUCUGUCAAACAUUCUAGCAUCAGCCAUUUACAGUCUGCAGAAUUAGAAUGAUGAAAGAGAUUGUACAUGACUUCGCAUUGCUAAUCCUCAAUCGCAUGGACUUCUCCAUCCAUCUGAUCACUUGGAGCUCCUUAGCAAGCCGGUCACGUCCCCAUAUAGAGGCUUGUAGACAUGCGUGAUGUUGGAGUUGCAAGCCCGGGAGCUGUCCAAGUGCUGAAAUACACUGGCUGGUCCGCUCUUCACUGACUUGAGCCGCCCUCUAUCCCCCUCCCACUCCCACCCUCCUCAACCCCAGCGAAUAUGGUGCCGGCGCCUCCCGGAGGGGAGCCCAAUCUCAACCGCUUCCCUCAACAUGAAGUUUGAUUCCUCCCGUUCCCCUGACGUCGUGUUUACGGAGGGGUUUUGGGAAAAGAUGCCAUUCUGACGCUCCUCACUCCCCACAGCAACAGCGCGAUCUCCAAGUCUCCCGGCGCACGAUGAUACUGAGGACUGAUGCCCUGCAUUGUCCUCCCUCCGCCCGCGUCUCAUUCGCCGACUGUUUGGGUGGAAAGCGUUGGAUCUGACUUCCCCACACGAUUUGCCGAGUGUUUUUUAUUUGAAGAAGGGGGUGGGGUGGGGUGGGGAGAGCCGUUGUUUCCAGAACACUGCGCUCGAUAUCAGACAGACAGAUAGGGAGAUAAGAGUUUGGCGGAAUGCAUCGACCAGUUGUGAAAAUCCUGACAACAGUGUUCGCGUGCUUCCUGGAAACCAGCAACUUCAGGUUAGCCCUCUCCAAGGAACAUGAUUCCAGGUCUUCAGCCAAACCGGCCUCGCAGACCAUGUCCCCCUCGGAUUUCCUGGAUAAACUGAUGGGAAGGACGUCUGGAUACGACGCCCGAAUCAGACCGAAUUUUAAAGGUCCUCCAGUAAACGUUACAUGCAAUAUUUUUAUCAACAGUUUUGGCUCUGUCACGGAAACUACAAUGGACUACAGGGUGAAUAUAUUCUUGCGACAAACAUGGAAUGAUCCACGAUUAGCCUACAGCGAAUAUCCUGACUCCUCCUUAGAUUUGGAUCCUUCCAUGUUGGACUCCAUUUGGAAGCCUGAUUUGUUCUUUGCCAAUGAAAAAGGGGCCAACUUCCACGAAGUGACAACAGAUAACAAACUGCUCCGUAUUUUCAAAAACGGAAAGGUUUUGUAUAGUAUAAGGCUGACAUUAACAUUAUCUUGCCCAAUGGACCUGAAAAACUUUCCAAUGGAUGUGCAAACAUGCGCGAUGCAGUUGGAGAGCUUUGGGUACACAAUGAAUGAUCUGAUAUUCGAGUGGCUGGCAUGGGGGGCAGUACAGGUUGCAGAUGGACUGACCCUUCCACAGUUUCUUCUGAAGGAUGAGAAGGAGCUGGGAUACUGCACGAAGCACUAUAAUACGGGAAGAUUUACCUGCAUCGAAGUUAAGUUCCAUUUGGAAAGACAGAUGGGUUAUUACCUAAUCCAGAUGUACAUUCCAAGUCUGCUGAUCGUCAUACUGUCCUGGGUCUCAUUCUGGAUUAACAUGGAUGCAGCACCAGCAAGAGUUGCCCUGGGCAUCACCACAGUACUGACGAUGACUACCCAGAGUUCCGGCUCACGAGCUUCACUUCCAAAGGUCUCAUAUGUCAAGGCCAUAGAUAUAUGGAUGGCAGUGUGUCUACUCUUUGUGUUUUCUGCCUUGUUGGAAUAUGCUGGUGUAAACUUUGUAUCACGCCAACACAAAGAGUUUCUGCGCCUGAGGAGAAAACAGAGAAGACCAAAUAAGGAUAAUGAUUUGGUUCUGGAGAGUCGCUUCAACUUCAGUGGAUACGGGGUGGGUCAUUGCCUUCAAGUCAUGGAUGGCAGUACUGUCACGACGGUCGCUCCAGCUCCUCCACCGCCACAGCCCACGGAUGCAGAAGCCGUCAGGAAGAAGUUCAUUGACAGAGCAAAAAGGAUUGACAUGAUAUCCCGUGCUGCCUUCCCUUUGGCAUUCCUCAUUUUUAACAUCUUUUACUGGAUUACAUACAAAAUUAUACGACAUGAAGAUGUCCAUCAGUAGUAGGCAGUAGGCAGCGUGCCCUAGCAGAAGGCUUGUCCUCGCCUGGACUGUGCGUGACCAAGUUGUGCUAAAUAAUCUUUAUUGUUCACUGUCUCUCAAUAAAAUGACUAACGCAGAAUGAAGAAACGCUUAAUGUUUGCAUUCAGUUGGGAUAGCAAUAGAAUGCAAAACUUUAAAAUCCUAAAAUAAGGGCGCAGUGUACUGCAUUAACCUUCGAGACGUCUUCUUCCAAUGUCUGCCCUUGACUGAAUUAUUUUCUCUGUAAACUUGCCCAUUGCCAAUUCUGGAAGACUGAGAUAACUGAGCCUGUAUGAUGUUAGUGGACAGAGGUUUGGAGGGGAGGGGGGGGGGGGGGGAUGGGGGGGGAGAUGGAAGAGGAAUAGAGGCAGUGGAUCAAGGAGAAGAAAGCAAGUGGAAGGUUGAUUCAUAUUUUUAAGGAGUGGUAGUUUUUAUGGAUAUGCAACGGAAACAAAAUAUCACUUUUUUUUCAAAGAUUGGUAUGUUUACAAUGGUUCCAGUACAAUGAAUCAAGAGCGGACCAAAAUUUUACAGAAAACCACUGCCUUUAUAUUAAAACAAUAUCCAACUGAGCUGCAUUCCAUUCUUUGUAGACAUUAGUGAUCACCAGGCUCAUUUUGUGAUUUUAAGCAUUCUUUCUAUGUGUGAAAACAAAAUUAUUACUGAUAUUCUGGUGGAACAUUUUAAUAUUUUUCACAUCAGAAAGAAAAUUAAUAAUUGAACUAAGAUAUUAAAACUGUUUAAUGUCAUGUGAUUUAUUUAAUGGCACAAAAAGUCAGAUUGUAAUCACUUAUUAUUUGAAUAUCUAGGAAGAUCCUCACGAAUUUAAAAUAUUCUGUUGCUUGCUUCACCUGCAUUUCAAGGUACC
This is a messenger RNA of Amblyraja radiata (thorny skate), 3139 nucleotides long. RefSeq names its product glycine receptor, alpha 2 (gene glra2). The record is from RefSeq and is a predicted model, not a curated record. NCBI's taxonomy places the organism in Eukaryota, Metazoa, Chordata, Chondrichthyes, Rajiformes, Rajidae. Gene Ontology annotation, cellular component: plasma membrane. Gene Ontology annotation, biological process: monoatomic ion transmembrane transport. The transcript is spliced from 9 exons. Gene Ontology annotation, molecular function: transmembrane signaling receptor activity; glycine binding; transmitter-gated monoatomic ion channel activity. Bases 895 to 2253 code for a protein of 452 amino acids.